Molecule: messenger RNA, 2148 nt
Organism: Archocentrus centrarchus (flier cichlid)
Lineage: Eukaryota; Metazoa; Chordata; Actinopteri; Cichliformes; Cichlidae
Product: protein NLRC3-like
Exons: 3
Coding region: 1-2148 (715 amino acids)
Biological process (GO): regulation of apoptotic process
Source: RefSeq, a predicted model, not a curated record
AUGGCCUCAUCAGCAGACCAAGCUCCUUCAGCUUCAUCAGCAGAGAACAAAGUUGCUGAUGUGCGGACAGAGUUUGUGAAGAGGGUGACAGAAGAAAGCCUUAAACAGCUCCUUGAGGCUCUUGAAAGAGAUGAAGUCUUGAAUGAUUUGGAGAAAGAAGCGAUACUGGAGGAGAACCAAACCAGAGCAGAUAAGGCACGUUGCUUCAUUGACACAGUAAAGAAAAAAGGAGACAGAGCCUGCAGGAUGAUGAUCAGACAUCUUCAAAGAACAAAUCCUGCACUUUCCAUUCAGCUGCGUUUGUCCUCUGGAUCAUCUGCUCAGUUAGAGGUUCUUGACGAGUGUAAGCCAAAACUUCAAUCUACUCUGAAGAAAAAGUUUCUCUGUAUGUUUGAGGGGAUUGCAAAAGCAGGUAUCCAAACCUACUUGAAUGAGAUCUACACAGAGCUCUACAUCACAGAGGGAGGGACUGCAGAGGUCAAUGAUGAACAUGAGGUCAGACAGAUUGAAACAGCAUCCAGGAAACUAGACAGACCAGAAACAACAAUCAUACAAGAAGACAUCUUUAAAGGCUCACCUGGAAGAGAUGAACCAAUCAGAACAGUGCUGACAAAGGGAGUGGCUGGCAUUGGGAAAACAGUCUUAACACAGAAGUUCACUCUGGACUGGGCUGAAGACAAAGCCAACCAGGACAUCCAGUUCAUGUUUCCAUUCACUUUCAGAGAGCUGAAUGUGCUGAAAGAUGAAAAGUUCAGCUUGGUGGAACUUGUUCAUCACUUCUUUACUGAAACCAAAGAAGCAGGAAUCUGCAGCUUUGAAGACUUCCAGGUUGUGUUCAUCUUUGAUGGUCUGGAUGAGUGUCGACUUCCUCUGGACUUCCACAACACUGAGAUCCUGACUGAUGUUACAGAGUCCACCUCAGUGGAUGUGCUGCUGACAAACCUCAUCAGGGGGAAACUGUUUCCUUCUGCUCACCUCUGGAUAACCACACGACCUGCAGCAGCCAAUCAGAUCCCAGCUCAGUGUCUUGGCAGGGUGACAGAGGUCAGAGGGUUCACUGACCCACAGAAGGAGGAGUACUUCAGGAAGAGAUUCAGAGAUGAGGAACAGGCCAGCAGGAUCAUCUCCCACAUCAAGACAUCACGAAGCCUCCACAUCAUGUGCCACAUCCCAGUCUUCUGCUGGAUCACUGCUACAGUUCUGGAGGAUGUGCUGAAAACCAGAGAGAGAGGAGAGCUGCCCAAGACCCUGACUGAGAUGUACAUCCACUUCCUGGUGGUUCAGGCCAAAGUGAAGAAGGUCAAGUAUGAUGGAGGAGCUGAGACAGAUCCACACUGGAGUCCAGAGAGCAGGAAGAUGAUUGAGUCUCUGGGAAAACUGGCUUUUGAUCAGCUGCAGAAAGGAAACCUGAUCUUCUAUGAAUCAGACCUGACAGAGUGUGGCAUCGAUAUCAGAGCAGCCUCAGUGUACUCAGGAGUGUUCACACAGAUCUUUAAAGAGGAGAGAGGGCUGUACCAGGACAAGGUGUUCUGCUUCAUCCAUCUGAGUGUUCAGGAGUUUCUGGCUGCUCUUCAUGUCCAUCUGACCUUCAUCAACUCUGGAAUCAAUCUGCUGGAAGAACAACAGACAAAUUCCAAGUGGUCUAAAUUAUUUACUAAUCUAAAACAACUUCAGGACUCUAGUGAAAAAUCUCUCCACCAGAGUGCUGUGAACAAGGCCUUACAGAGUCCAAAUGGACACCUGGACUUGUUCCUCCGCUUCCUCCUGGGUCUUUCACUGCAGACCAAUCAGACUCUCCUACGAGAUCUUCUGACACAGACAGGAAGUAGCUCACAGAACAAUCAGGAAACAGUCCAGUACAUCAAGGAGAAGCUCAAUGAGAAUCUGUCUGCAGAGAAAAGCAUCAACCUGUUCCACUGUCUGAAUGAACUGAAUGAUCGUUCUCUAGUGGAGGAGAUCCGACAGUCCCUGAGUUCAGGAAGUCUCUCCAAAGAUAAACUGUCUCCUGCUCAGUGGUCAGCUCUGGUCUUCAUCUUACUGUCUUCAGAAGAAGAUCUGGAUGUGUUUGACCUGAAGAAAUACUCUGCUUCAGAGGAGGCUCUGCUGAGGCUGCUGUCAGUGGUCAAAGCCUCCAACAAAGCUCUGUAA